Carya illinoinensis is the source of this 1187-nucleotide messenger RNA. Its product is annotated as cysteine-rich receptor-like protein kinase 25. Bases 264 to 1133 code for a protein of 289 amino acids. Lineage: Eukaryota; Viridiplantae; Streptophyta; Magnoliopsida; Fagales; Juglandaceae. The transcript has a single exon. The record is from RefSeq and is a predicted model, not a curated record.
GAAAAGGAACUAGAUUUGUUUGGAUAGAUAGAGAGUGCAAGAGAUGGACUGGAUUCGUGAUGAUGAGAGAGAGACCAAGAUUGACAGGGAAGUCUUAUGAAGAAUGAGAAAGAAUAAGGAGAAAUGCUCUUAGUGCGCACCUAUAGUAAAUUAUGUGAGUCUCUUACGUGUCCACAUUUUAUUGGUAGGUGAAAAUUAAAAGUUUACAGCAAUUCUGGCUUGAAGCUUUUCUCUUUCAAAGUGAAGGAGAUUCUUUCAUCAAAAUGCUUUCCUUCAAUACUUUCUUUCUUCCCAUCGUGUUACUUCUCAUGCUUGGCUCCCUCAGCCUGACCACUCAUGCCGCUGAUCUAGUUCCACUCUCCCACUUCUGUGCAAACAGUACCUUCUCCCAAAAUAGCCUAUACAAUUCCAGUCUCAACUCCCUCCUCUCUUCCCUCUCUGACCCCGUCUACGGCCUCUUCCUCUGCCGCGGUGACGUCACUUCCUUAAUGUGCCGAACAUGCGUGGCUGCCGCGACCAAAGAGUUUGCCGCUAAAUGUUCAAGGGAAAAGGUUGCUGUUAUUUGGUAUGACGAGUGCAUGAUUCGCUACUCCAACGAGUUCUUUUCCACCAUGGCCUUAAGGCCCAAGAUUCAUCUGGGGAACACGCAGAACAUCACGGAGCAGGACCGCUUUAACGGGCUGGUGCACACGACGAUGACUGACUUGGCAAAUAGGGCCUCGAACUUUCCAAUCGGAGUCAAAAAAUUUGGAACCAAUCAAACGAAUUUUUCCGAGUUUCAAAAUCUGUACAGCUUUGUACAGUGCACGCCGGACCUGUCUAGCGUCGAUUGCAACUGGUGUCUCCAGAGAGCUAUCAACCGUUUUCCGAUAUGUUGUGGUGGGAAGCAAGGGGGAAGGGUUCUGUUUCCUAGUUGUAACGUUAGGUACGAAUUGUUCCCAUUUUACAGUGAAUCUAUGUGUAAAAUUAUUCAACGAAUGCAGGUACUGAAAGUUCCUUUUCUUUCUCUCUUCCCAUGUAUUACUUUUUGGCAUCAUGCUGAUCAAAGCCUCAAUUCUAUUCGAGAACACCAGCUUUAUUUUGAAAUAAAAACUACCAUUGACGUUUAUCCUACACAUAUACGAUAUCAUUAAUGUAGGAAUUAAUUCCUCCACAUGAUACGCAAACUUUUGCACCCAUUUCCUAUU